AUGGCGGAUUCGUCCAAUUCAGCAGCGCCCGCAGGGGCUGCUAAGCCCCAGGCUGCUCCCAAGCCACCUAAUCCUGUCUUCAAAAUGAUGGGUCUACCUAACAUUCGAUUCAAACUCCCUUCCCGAAAUUGGAUGAUCUUCCUUACUAUUACUGGAUCCUUUGCCGGUGCUAUUAUCUACGACCGCCGAGAAAAGCGCCGCUCGCAGCAAAAAUGGUGUGAGCUUGUUGCCCAUCUUGCGAAAGAGCCGCUGCCUGUUGAGGAGAUGCGCCGCAGAUUGACCGUGUACCUCGCCGCGCCGCCGGGAGAUGGUCUGAAAGUUGCUAGAGACCAUUUCAAGGAAUACGUGAAGCCAAUCCUGACGGCUGCGGCCUUGGACUAUACCGUGGUGGAGGGCCGACGGGAAGGCCAGGUGCGCGCCAGCACAGCGGAGAACAUCCGAAAGUUGAGGCGCAAGGCCGGCGAGUCGAGCACAGAUGCUCACAAGCCCAGUGUUGAUGAAGUUGUGCUGGCGACACGGGAGUCAAUCGGCAUUACAGACGAACCCGGUCCCAAGGGUGACUUGGUGAUUGGGCGACACACCUGGAAGGAGUAUGUCCGAGGUUUACAUGAGGGCUGGCUGGGCCCCAUGGAUGCUCCAGCUCCUCCAGUCGUUGAUGUUCCAGUUCCGGAGAUGUCCGAAGAGCCAAUCCAGGAGAUUGCGGCCGUGGACGCUCCCGUCGAGGGCCAGUCUCAGGUAGAGACCCUCGAAACGCUCGAGAAGAAAAUCGAAGAGGAAAAGAAGGAAGAAGCGAAAGCAGAGGAGAAGAAGGAGGAGAAGCCAUCCAAGCCCGCCGGACCUACCCCUGCCUAUAUUACAACUGCCGAAUAUCCCUCCGCUCACCUCGCCCCCUCUCUCCCACAGUCUUUCGACAGCUCCGUCCCCAUCGAAUUCCCCCACAUCCUCGGCUUCCUGAACACCCCCAUCCGCAUGUACCGCUACCUCAACCAGCGCCACCUCGCCGAGGACAUCGGUCGUGAGGUCGCCAGUCUAGUCCUCGCCAACAGCUCGAGACCCUAUCGUGACGAUUCCUUCAGCGCGGAUUCCGAGCUGAGUGGUGCCGCCGUCGAUUCCACCCCCUCCCCCGAUGGCUCUGCUACCGACGUUCCACGUGGUACCUACGAGCAACAAAUUGCUUUGGAGAAGGAAGAGAAGGAAUGGCACAAGUCCGUCCGCAAGCGUGAAGAAGAUGAGCUGGAGCGCGAGUGGCUAGAUGACAUUGUCCUGGACCCGCGCAUUGCCUCGCGCAUGAACAUUACGAUCCUUUCUCCUGAAGACGAGGCCCGUUCUAAGCGCAUCGCUGAGCAGAAGGAAUACAUCCUAGGCGAGGAGCGUCCAGCGCCCGUUCCCUUCUGGAAGAGCAUGUGGAUUAAGUACGGAUAUGGUGAAGAUGAGGAGACCAUCCGCCGCAAGCCAAUCUAUGGCAACUAUGAUGGUGAGUUUGAUGCGUAA
Penicillium odoratum is the source of this 1491-nucleotide messenger RNA. Its product is annotated as Tim22-complex subunit TIM54. The transcript has 2 exons. NCBI's taxonomy places the organism in Eukaryota, Fungi, Ascomycota, Eurotiomycetes, Eurotiales, Aspergillaceae. Gene Ontology annotation, biological process: sphingosine biosynthetic process. Gene Ontology annotation, cellular component: membrane; cytoplasm; intracellular membrane-bounded organelle. The coding region runs from base 1 to 1491 and encodes 496 amino acids. The record is from RefSeq and is a predicted model, not a curated record.